Messenger RNA from Drosophila novamexicana, 597 nucleotides. RefSeq names its product protein Fer3 (gene Fer3). Gene Ontology annotation, molecular function: DNA-binding transcription factor activity, RNA polymerase II-specific; RNA polymerase II transcription regulatory region sequence-specific DNA binding; protein dimerization activity. The record is from RefSeq and is a predicted model, not a curated record. The transcript has 2 exons. Gene Ontology annotation, biological process: regulation of transcription by RNA polymerase II; developmental process. NCBI's taxonomy places the organism in Eukaryota, Metazoa, Arthropoda, Insecta, Diptera, Drosophilidae. Bases 1 to 597 code for a protein of 198 amino acids.
AUGCAGCAUCCGAGCGAGCAGCCCACCUACAUGCCCGAGGUGCCCUUUCAGCCACUGUGGGGCCAGGAGGCACCGCCGCCGCCGCCCAUAGUGCCCUAUCAGGAGCUCAUCGCGGGUUUUCCCUGCUCCGAUUUGUCACUCUGGCAGAGAUCUCAAGUGGCACCGCUAGUUAACCAACGUCCAAGCACGAAUGGGCGCUCUCAUGGCUCCUCCUCCGCCAGUUCGAAGAAAACGCGUCGUCGUGUUGCCUCCAUGGCGCAGAGGCGCGCGGCAAACAUACGCGAACGCCGUCGCAUGUUCAAUCUGAACGAGGCCUUUGAUAAGCUGCGCCGCAAGGUGCCAACAUUCGCCUAUGAGAAGCGGCUAUCGCGUAUUGAGACCCUGCGCCUGGCCAUUACCUACAUUGGCUUCAUGGCGGAGCUGUUGAGCGGCACGCCCUCUAACACCCACAAGUCCCGCUCGGACAUGUACGGCGGCAUGAAUGGACACCAUCAUUCAACGGCUGUGGCCCCAGGACCGCCAAUGCAUCCACAUCAUCUGCAUCCGGCGGCCUAUCAACGUGACUUUGCCUCGCCCUACAAUCACAGUUUGACAUAG